Mollisia scopiformis is the source of this 542-nucleotide messenger RNA. RefSeq lists its product as uncharacterized. Bases 105 to 428 code for a protein of 107 amino acids. The record is from RefSeq and is a predicted model, not a curated record. Lineage: Eukaryota; Fungi; Ascomycota; Leotiomycetes; Helotiales; Mollisiaceae. The transcript has a single exon.
CACGCUCUUCCAGCAAGAUUUGACGCUCUUUUGAUCCUUUUCCUUGUUUUGAAAAGAUGCACAACACUUCUGUGAUGGUUUUGUAGUUCGAUGGGAGUGUCGGGAUGGAGAGUUCGGUCGAGGAUUUUGGCCCUACGGUGGCCGAGAUGGUUGUCUCGGUAGCAACUGCUGUCACAGCCAUUACUGUACCUUCUCUACAACUCAACAAUAGUUUCGUCUUUGAGAUUAGACCUGCUCUCUUUCAACACUCGGAUAUGUGCGAGCACAAACCUACUUGCCAGCAUUGUAGAGAUACCUUCUCUUCAAGAGAUCACCUUUAUAGCCAUCUACCACACUCAGCUUAUAGAAAGACUCCAAAGCGCGCGUACACAGCUUUCACCACCACCCAUUGCAUCUACACCACCAAGCACCUGGUUAUACUGCGAUAGAAAUUCCACUGAAGACUCGAGUCCUAGCUGGGGAUUCUGGACAAGGUAGGUAUACAAGACGAGGCGGAAGUGGGAGGAUGUUCGCCCACCUUUCAAGUUCAGUGUGGUAAGAUU